Effrenium voratum is the source of this 1447-nucleotide messenger RNA. The record is from the annotation of a GenBank genome assembly. NCBI's taxonomy places the organism in Eukaryota, Dinophyceae, Suessiales, Symbiodiniaceae.
CUUGUCCUGGGCUCACUUCAGGGGCCGCCAGUCCGUCUUGGCUCUUGCCGACGGGAGCGAUGCCCUCACCCCAUGGGCAUCGACAUAUCCGGUAAAGAACUGGGAGUGUGUUAAUCUGGACGUCAGCAUGCUGGAUGCUGGCCUCGUCCUGUACCUGGGCCUGGUGGUGCUCUUCGUAUGGCGCUUUCUGUCCGGUUGGCGGCUCUGCGGGGCUUGGAUGGAGUAUGCCAACUACUGCAUGUUGCUCUACAUGCUGCUCUUGGUGCUCAAUGCUUGGGCCAUCUACUCCUUCAUUAGCUUAGCCCUACGACCUGAAGGCAGCCAGGUUUGGGAGCCCCUGCCCAGAUGGCUGCGACCUAUGGUGCUGGGCACACCUGCUGCCGCUGUGUUCACCUACAUUCUGGCUUUCAUCCAGACCUGUCAGCAUGUGAACGAGAUCCGCCGGGGUGCUGGAACCCUUAAGCACGACCGCGCCGUGCAGAUCAUAGCGCUGCCGGCGGUGUUCGGGUGCAUGGCCAUGAACGCUUUGACAAAGGUCUUUCAAAGCGCUGCAAGGUACAACAUAGAGGACCCGCAGAGAUCUGCCGCCCCGUCCUUGCUCCUUCGGGGCUUCCGGGGCCCGGAGGGCCCCUCCGGGGGCCCAGGCUCGAACUCCACGAACACCGAGCAGUUCUACAUGGCGCAGGUGGAAACCUGCUACCAGGUGGGCGAUCUUUACGAGGCCUGGGCGUUGUACCAAUUCUGCAAGAUGACACUGGAGAUCCUGAAGAAUUCCUUGGAACAUGUCGCCAAAGAAAAAAGCGACAGCGAAAGGAAGACGGUGGCCUCCGGUUUGCUGGUGGCCCACAAAUCCCUGGCGGACAUCGCCUACACGGGAGUGAGCAUGUUCCUGGUGGUGUGUUGCGCGGAAGCGGGCUGGUCCCUCUACCUGCUCACCUUCACCAACCCAGAGGAGAACUGGGCUGACUACAACAGCCAGAUGGGCAAGUUCCAGGCGGCGGGGCUGGUGGCUUCGAUGGCGGCCAUCUACAACCUCAGCACCGUGGAAAUGGAAUUCCACACCUACUUCCAAGAUUAUGGGCCGCUUCUGAAGUUCAUGACGGUGAAGCUUCUGCUGUCGCUGGCCUACUUCCAGAAGGGCUGCGUCUACGUGCUGCAGACGGUGAACCGCUCGCUGCCUGGACUGCUGCAAAGCAUCAUUGGCAAAGUGCCCUUUGUCAAGGAGCUGGUGAGUAUGGGCGAGACGGAGUUCUACCUGUUCUACUCCUCCGUCAUACUCUACGAGUGCGUCUUGGGUGUGUUUCUCCACUAUUUUGCCUGGCCUUCGGACGAGAGUUUCUAUGGCCUCGACGAAGAGACCUGCGAAGGCACCGAGGCGGAGAAGAAGCCUUUGUUGGACAAGGCGGCAGCCUCGGCAUGACUGGCUUGCCAGGCUGUGCGUUGCAAA